AUGCCUUCGGCGCGACUCCCCGAAUGGUUCUUGUGCGUCGAUGCUGGCGGGACCGCCGUCAAGUGCGUCAUACGGUCGUCGACGGGCUUGACCAGCUCAGCCUUGGGCGGACCUUGCAAUGUCAAGAGCGUCGGGCCUCGCCAAGCGAUGCGGACCAUCCUGCGCGCAACUCAAGACGCCCUCUCCCAGCUUCCGCUGCUCGACUUCCCUUUCAACCCCAAUUCAACCGAUGAUCCCCCGCCUCUACCCGCUCGCUUCUUCAGUCGAGUAUGGCUUGGCUUGGCCGGAGUCCUUUACCCGAGCGACGUGGCCGACUUUGCACCCCUUGCUCGCGAGGCUUUCGGGUUCGAGGAAGGCGAGGAUGCGCUCAAGAUCACAAACGAUGGUCACCUGCUCGCCGCGCCUUGCUUGACGAUGGCGAACCUCGACUCGACCAUUGCGACGGUCGCUGGCACGGGCAGCUCUUUCCGAAGACAUGGCUCAGAGCUGGAAUUUAUCGGGCAAAGCGGAGGCUGGGGUUUCUUACUCGGCGACGAAGGUUCUGCGUUCGCCGUCUCGCGGAUAGCCAUGACGCGCCUUCUGAGCGAUUACGACCGUCGGACAACCGCGGCCCUCCGCGACCCACACGCCUCACUGUCUCCAGCGAUCCCUCUCUUUCUCGACCUCCUCCACCACUUUGACGUCCCCGACGCCGCUACCUUGAUCGACAAGACCUACCGCGACCACUCGAACGGAGUAGGCGGAUUCCUCGCCGGCGAGUCGAACCGCAAACUCUGGAUCGCCAGCGGCGCACGAGUCGUCUUCCGAUACGCCUUCGAGGAGGUGGGCGCUAAGGAUGCCGCGAGUCGCGAGAUGGCACUUGCGAUCGUUCGAGAAGCGGUCGCCCCGCUCGUCGACUCGAUUGUGCAGCUCGCGGGCGAUAGAAGCGUCGUGAAUCCGAGCAGGGCGCUGUUGUCGCUCGGAGGCGGGAUGUGGAAGGCGGAGGGCUACCGGGAUCUGCUGCUGCGCGGGUUGAAGGAGCGGGGACUUGAGUUUGCGGAGGUCAAGGUCGUCGAGAGUGCGGCGGAGGAGGGUGCCAAAGCGCUGUGCGCCCAGGCCUAG
This is a messenger RNA of Rhodotorula toruloides NP11, 1101 nucleotides long. RefSeq names its product glucokinase regulator family protein. Bases 1 to 1101 code for a protein of 366 amino acids. The transcript is spliced from 5 exons. NCBI's taxonomy places the organism in Eukaryota, Fungi, Basidiomycota, Microbotryomycetes, Sporidiobolales, Sporidiobolaceae. The record is from RefSeq and is a predicted model, not a curated record.